AUGUUGCCCUUCACAAUUCUUCUUGCCUUGGCUGCACCAGCAAUUGCUCAAACAACCACUUACGCCUACUCUGACGAUGGAAGAGAGUACACUGUGACUCUCACCGGCGACAAGAUCAGCGACAUUGCAACCACAGUGACCACUCUUAGCGACGACGGCAGCACUCGUGAGAGAACUUUCCUCACUUACACUGGCCAAGGUCAACGUCCAACAGGCGACGCUGGACCCAAUGGCCCCGACGAGAGCGAUAGCAGCGAUGAGGACGAUUUGGACGACGAUGCCGAGGACUUGUUCUCUUCAGAUGACGACGGUGUAAUCGUUGGGCUCGAUAAUGAGCAGGAGAACCAGCCCGGCAACACAGGCUCGGGCACGGGCUCUCAGACUGUAGCAAGACAAACAACCAUGUCAGGUACUGGAUCGGCUGCUGCUACUUCAAACAGCGCUUCUGCACCAGCCUCGGGAACAAAAUCAGGCUCCCAAUCAGCUUCUGGCUCGGGGUCGAAAACCUCUGGGGUGGCUACACAGUCCGAGACUUCGGGUAAUGAAGGUGUGGCUGCACGCUACGAUAUCGGCGCCCUUUUGCUUGGUGCCGCCAUGGCCCUUUUGUAA
Molecule: messenger RNA, 609 nt
Organism: Candidozyma auris
Lineage: Eukaryota; Fungi; Ascomycota; Pichiomycetes; Serinales; Metschnikowiaceae
Exons: 1
Coding region: 1-609 (202 amino acids)
Source: RefSeq, a predicted model, not a curated record